AUCUUUUUUGUCAUUCUACAUUUGGUGAUCAUAACGUGCAGAAUGAUAGUUCAAUACGUAAUAGGUUUUUGUUUAUUUUUUGCCUUCUCUCAUGGACUUUCCAAAGACGAAAACAAAAUGGUAAUUCUUGAGAAAAGGGUUAAAGAUCUUGAAGACCUAGCAACAAAACUUCUCAGAAAAGUAGACCUUGCUGAGAGAAAUAUCCAAAGCUUGUUAUCCGAGAAUAUUCAGAUCAAGAAAGAAUUGAAGUACACAAGUGACCAGGUACAGGACUUAGAAAACCAAACCAUUCCGAUGACUGACUGGUCUUCUUCACCUAGAUAUACAGGAUAUGGUAGCAUUAAGUCCUUACAGAACAUGAAAAAUCUUGGACAAAAUCACAAAAAUCACAGUGAAAAAGGAAGGCAUUUAAGGCAGCUUGAAUUUCAUCAAUUUCAGCAGUACACCCACUCCAUCAUGACCAAACAGCGAAUCGGCUUCACUGCAGUAACAACAGACCAUCAAACACAUAUGGGAAUAAAUCAGUCAAUUCUCUUCCUAAAUGUUAUAGAAAAUGUAGGUAACGGACUGGAUCCCUUCACAAGCGUCUUCAAAGCUCCCGUUUCUGGUCUUUAUAUCUUCAGUGUCUCUCUUGUUAAUCAUCCAGGUCUCGAAGUGAGAGCUUCAAUUGUGAAGAAUGGAAAUCCAGUUGUUAGAAUAUUUAGUGGUGAUAGUACCACUUAUGCAAGUGGUACCAGUACAAUUGUAUUGGAUCUGUCCAUUAAUGACGAUGUUUGGGUAAGAAUUACCGAUGCAUCGGACAUAAAUAUAAAUGGGGGUGCUUGGUCAUCAUUUACGGGAGUUCUUGUUUCAUGAGUUGUUAAUGUUUUUUAACAUCCACUCUUCCCAAGACUAACAAGAAUAAAAAGAUAAAUCUGGACUUUCCACUUA
This is a messenger RNA of Saccostrea cuccullata (small rock oyster), 930 nucleotides long. RefSeq lists its product as uncharacterized. The coding region runs from base 43 to 855 and encodes 270 amino acids. The record is from RefSeq and is a predicted model, not a curated record. NCBI's taxonomy places the organism in Eukaryota, Metazoa, Mollusca, Bivalvia, Ostreida, Ostreidae. The transcript is spliced from 2 exons. Gene Ontology annotation, molecular function: protein binding.